AAGCGGGGCAUAACCCAACGUGCCCUUCAUUUGACAAGAGCUACACCUGAUAGUGAGAAGUGUCCACGUUUCCGAAAGAACACCCAAAGGACGCCCGUCUUUUAUCUGCUAAAUAUUUUGACUCCGCUUUCGCCAUGAUCCUUUACAUCGUCCUAUACGACCGUGGUCUCCCCGGGACUUUCCACUGGGGUCUCAUCCCAUCUGACGACGUUCCCAUCGGUCCCGUCAUGGUCUACCAUAUCACUGAUCUUGACCCUCAUCAACCCUGCAAAGUCGGGCAGUGGCGUAUCGCCCACGGCUUCGACAAUCUACAGGAAAACAUCCGUGUCGUCGGUCUCGUCAGACUCCCACCCAUUCCAGAGGUUUCGACGAAGGACAUCGCAGAGUUCAUUGAGCAGUACGAUGCUCAGCCGGCAAAGAGCAUGAUUUACGGUAGAGCGCCCUGGUCGUGCUCGAAGUGGGUCAUAAGGGUCAUCGAGGAUAUGGCAGAGGCGGAGUUGAUAGAUGUCCCGGUUAGGAACUUGUAUUCGAGGAUCCUAGCUCGCGGGCUUAGUCUGACAACACGGGAGCCUCGCUCAGGACUCCGUAUGAUUGACCUGGUAUGACAGAGCUAGAUGGGUUAUGAGGUAGGGAGCGCGGACUUGUUCUAUCGAUAUUUUCUGUUAUUGGGUUUCUCAUGGUCUCUGUUGUGGUUUGUCUCUGUUAUGGCUCUCUUUAUGGCUUACGUUCUAUUCUUGUCACGUCGCAUUGUCCUCUAGCUUUUGCUGUGCUUUAAUGUCGUUUAUGUCACGGACUAUGUUCACGAUUUC
This is a messenger RNA of Stereum hirsutum FP-91666 SS1, 809 nucleotides long. RefSeq lists its product as uncharacterized. The transcript is spliced from 4 exons. The coding region runs from base 135 to 605 and encodes 156 amino acids. Lineage: Eukaryota; Fungi; Basidiomycota; Agaricomycetes; Russulales; Stereaceae. The record is from RefSeq and is a predicted model, not a curated record.